Molecule: messenger RNA, 344 nt
Organism: Plectropomus leopardus (leopard coralgrouper)
Lineage: Eukaryota; Metazoa; Chordata; Actinopteri; Perciformes; Serranidae
Source: RefSeq, a predicted model, not a curated record
ACACGAGAUCGUGACGUCAUCUCAGCGCGACGAUUGAUUCCUCGGAUUUCACCAUGGCAGAAGAGGAAUCCAAGAAAGUGAUCAAGUUAGUUCCUGAGUAUCUCCUGAAGAAGAGGAAAGCGUACCAGGCCAUUAAAGCCACUCAAGCCAAGCUUGCACUGCUUGAGAAGAGAAAGGUAUCAAAAGGCAAACCGAUAAAGUUCAAGCGUUUGGAAGAUUUCCUGAAAGACAGCCACAGGAAGCAUCGUGAUGAAACUCGCAUCCGGAGAUCUGAACACAGGCCGCCUCCUCCUCUGCCUCCUGCUAAGAACAAGCUCGCCUUCGCUGUCCGCAUCAGAGAGUGA